AGCACGACGUGGAAGAUGAAGAAAGCGCAGUAACUCUACGGAGUAUACAGAAUCGGUUCUUGGCCAAAGAUCCGAUCAUUGCUGUGUCGGCGUACGACUAUCCCUCGGCUCUAGCGUGUGAGAAGGUGCGCUUAACUUUUAAUUGCUCCUAUUAA
Molecule: messenger RNA, 155 nt
Organism: Sphaeroforma arctica JP610
Lineage: Eukaryota; Ichthyosporea; Ichthyophonida
Exons: 1
Source: RefSeq, a predicted model, not a curated record